AUGGGGACAGCCCACACGAGCAAGCGUCCCCCCCUCAAGUACCACCUUGCCUUUUGCACUACGCAGGUGAUUCGUCAUGGCGAGAAGCCCGGGGGAAAGAAACAUCAUGGUCUCUCACCAGCAGGCAAACGUCGCGCGCAAUGCCUCAAGCGAGUGUUUGGAUCGGGAGACCUAAAGGCGCAAUACGCUAUGGCUCCGGCAUACAAGCGUUCGGGAGCUCGUCGUCGUGCUUAUGAUACCCUCAAGCCCUUGUCAAGGUACACUGGCAUGCCGCUCGACACGUCUUGUCAGCGUGACGAUUCUUCGUGCGUUCACAAAGUGCUGGAGCGCGAGACUUCAAAGGGGAACAAUGUGGUGGUAGCAUGGCAGCACACUGCCAUCUCUUCCCUAGUACGCGGGCUUGGCGUUAAAGGCUUGGUGUGGGACAAGAAGCGCUACGACAUGAUCAUUCAUAUCAAGAAGGGCAAGGUGCAUCGUAUCGAUUCGGAAGAGUGCGAAGGGCUGGACAAGCGUUGGCUGCAUUGGCAUGCCAAGAAGGGCAACGGCAAAGGAAAAGGCGGUCAGUAUGGACGCAUUGUCGAUGACGAAUCAUGGGCAGAAGGUGCUGGCGAGGAUCAAAUACCGCUCGCUACCAAGGGCGCUUCUUUCGCAUCGAGCUUUGUAGCUUAUGACGAGGACGAUAACGCGGAGGAAGAUUUGGAAGAGGACGUUGAUCUGGACGACGUCUUUGGCCGACAAUCUCUAGGCUCCGCCAUGACCAACUGGUUCGGCAUGCGCUGA
Ceraceosorus guamensis is the source of this 780-nucleotide messenger RNA. RefSeq lists its product as hypothetical. The record is from RefSeq and is a predicted model, not a curated record. The coding region runs from base 1 to 780 and encodes 259 amino acids. Lineage: Eukaryota; Fungi; Basidiomycota; Exobasidiomycetes; Ceraceosorales; Ceraceosoraceae. The transcript is spliced from 2 exons.